UAUCGAUAUAGUAGUCGAGCUUCUUGGUGACCUGUCUUACAGCAAUGGCUGCAGAAUUAUCCAUCUCAAGGCAGCACGUAUUCUCUGGAGAGCGUCUAGCAACCUUCAGUGAUGCUGUACUCUCCAUCAUUGCAACAUUCUCUGUGCUUCCACUCAAGUUCAAUCGAGAGAUUAUCGAACACAGUGGAGGUUACAGAAGAUUUGAUUUGGAAGGUUUCUUGCUGGAUCAGUGGCCUCGCUACUUUGUAUAUUUGUACUCCUUUGCUCUAGUGGCUGACAUCUGGUCCAUUCAUUCUGGUGUGUUCAGCAUUGUUGAGAAUGUGAAUGAUGGAGUCAUCUGGCUAAAUUUGCUGCUUCUUUUCUUUGUGAGCUUUUUGCCAUACGCCACUGGGCUUAUCAGCAGCUAUGCCACUUCCCACGAUUCUGAGAUGGCAGCCAUCAUCAUCUGUGCUGGUGUCAUCCUUCUCAUCGGUCUAAAUCUGAUUCUAAUCCUGGGCUAUUCAUUUCGACGCCAGUCUCUCAUUCAUCCUCACCUAGUCAACAACAACAACAUUAGAUCUAUAAAGGCUUCGGUGUACAUUGGCCUGCUGAUUGCCCCCGUCCUGUCUGUGUUGACCAUUGGCUUCAGCUUCCUCUCCGACCAAGCUCCCUGGCUGCCCCUUCUCUUCUUCUACAGCAUACUGCCCGUCUCCCUGGUCGUGAGACUGGUCAUAUACCUCGUCCUUAUUUCUAGGAAGUCCAUUGAAAGGCUACCCUCGAUGAUAUUCAGAGCUGUGGCCAGCAAGAGCAGAACAGAAGCAUUCAGUGAUGGUGUGUUUGCCAUCGUGGCCACUCUCAUUGUGUUGGACUUGACGAGUGAGCAUAUUCCGGAUAAAGACGAAACGAAUGAAUUAUGGACUGCUCUCCGCAAACAACGAUUUGUCUUCUCUUCUUACAUCACCACCUUCAUUGUCACAGGUCUCCUGUGGUUUGUUCAGUACAGCAUGUUCCAUUUCAUAGAGAGGAUCACUCCAAUCAUGGCUGUGGCCAACACCUUUACACUGUUACUGGUGGGCGGCAUUCCUUUCGCUGCAGAAAUUCUCUCCAUCUUUUCUGAUGAGUCAUUUUCGACACAAGCCAUUCUGGGUCCUAACAAGGUGUUGUCCAUCCAAGUGUUCUGCGUUCUGGUCACACUUGCCGGUCUCUUGCAGCUGCUCUUCUGGUGUGUGGCUCACUAUAACAAGAGCUUUUGUAUGUCCACUGAGAUAGACAAGAAGUAUGCUGAAACUCUCGUGUUUGCCAAGAUCAUGAUCAUUCCGAUAACUGGUGUUGUUGUCUACUGGGGGACGUUCAGUAAAACAUUCAAUGAUAACCAUGUCUACACAAUUCUGGCGGGUGUGUCCCCACUGCUCUUCCUGCUGCUCAAACUAGCCAUAACGUUGUAUUCCAAGUGCUGUAAUGCCCUGAAGCGCUCUGGGAGGAGGAGUGGGGGGUCUAGCAGAGUGGCCUCUCCAGCUAGCAUCAAUCAGUUCAGUCAUGGAGGACGAGAAAACAGCCCUGCCUUUACACCCACAACAGGACACACAUUUUAAGUUUGUCUAGCCCCUAUUUUAUACGUAGCUUAUUCAUUAUGUGCGUUAAUUAUGUGUUUUGUGUUGUAAUUAUGAAUGUUUAACGAGACAAGUUUGACUGAAGACAAGUCGCUCUUAUUCUGAGCUCAUAAAAUGUUCUUAACGAGAA
Messenger RNA from Halichondria panicea, 1719 nucleotides. Its product is annotated as endosomal/lysosomal proton channel TMEM175-like. The coding region runs from base 45 to 1571 and encodes 508 amino acids. Gene Ontology annotation, molecular function: potassium channel activity; proton channel activity. NCBI's taxonomy places the organism in Eukaryota, Metazoa, Porifera, Demospongiae, Suberitida, Halichondriidae. The transcript has 17 exons. The record is from RefSeq and is a predicted model, not a curated record.